This is a messenger RNA of Rhodamnia argentea, 771 nucleotides long. RefSeq names its product heavy metal-associated isoprenylated plant protein 21-like. The record is from RefSeq and is a predicted model, not a curated record. Bases 90 to 530 code for a protein of 146 amino acids. The transcript is spliced from 3 exons. Gene Ontology annotation, molecular function: metal ion binding. Lineage: Eukaryota; Viridiplantae; Streptophyta; Magnoliopsida; Myrtales; Myrtaceae.
UCUCUCUCUCUCUCUCUCUCUCUGUGCCUUCAUUUGUGCCUGGAGUUUGCACCGGUUGACUGCAUUAACUAGAAGAGAAGAAGAAGAAGAUGGGUGCCCUUGAUUUUCUAUCAGAUUUCUGCACCAUUUCUACCCUAAGAAAGAAGCGCAAGCCGAUGCAGACAGUUGAAAUCAAGGUGAAAAUGGACUGCGAUGGCUGCGAGAGGAGAGUCAAAAGCGUCGUUUCGUCCAUGAAAGGAGUGAAAUCGGUGGAGGUGAACAGGAAGCAAAGCCGGGUGACGGUCCGGGGGUAUGUGGAGCCGAACAAGGUCUUGAAGAGGGUGAAGAGCACGGGGAAGAAGGCAGAGCUGUGGCCCUACAUCCCUUACAACUUGGUGGCUUACCCGUACGUGGCUCAAGCUUACGACAAGAAGGCACCCGCCGGGUACGUCAAGAACGCGGCGCAAGCCCUCCCUAGCCCGAACGCCACCGACGAACAAUUUGCCACUCUCUUCAGCGACGAGAACCCCAACGCUUGUUCCAUCAUGUGAUGUCAAUACAUCCACACCACCAAGAGUUCUGUGGCGAGGAGUUCUUGUCAGAUACAGAAGAAUUUGUGAGAUUCGCGCACAUAACAGUACAGUUCAAUAUAAUUUGUCUUGCAAAGUCAAGGUUCAUUUGACAUGUAUCUUGUUUUGGAAAAUUUCUUAUACACUGCCAUUACGAUACCUAAACAUCAAUUACGUAUCGAUAGUAGAAGUUUCCGAAACGUUUCAAGCUAUUGAGAAAAAA